AUGGGCACGACUUUCGAGCCAGGCUGGCUCAUGCAGCCUCAGGAGCCGCCGUUUGACAUCCACGAGGACGCUCGGACGGAAGAAACAGAGGUCAUGAUCGACGAUGACGCACGGGACGCUACCGAGGAGCCCCGGUCGGAAGACGCCGAGCCCCAAGAAGAGGAAGCGGCGGGAGAGGAGGACGAGGAGGACGAGGAGGACGAGGAGGACGAGGAGGAUGAGGAGGACGAGAGCUCCGACGACGAACACGUCGAGAGCAGCGUCCAGGCAGACAUGGACAAUUUGACGCGAGACUUUCCUGGCUUCCGGGACAAAUACCGUCUCAUCAAGCGCAUCGGCGAAGGCACCUUCUCCACCGUUUUCAAGGCCCAAGACAUCCACUACAGCCGUUACGACAACAGCUGGGACUUUAAAGACGACGCUUCCAAAUGGACCCCCCCUCCGCUGAGGCGCCAGCAGCGAUCGAGCAGUCGCUCCUCACCGCGCCGUCACCACCGCCCUCGGUACGUGGCCAUCAAGAAGAUAUACGUCACCUCGAGCCCUGCUCGCAUCCUCAACGAGCUCGAGCUCCUCCACGACCUGCGUCUCUGCGCCUCCGUCUGCCCGCUCAUCACGGCCUUCCGCCACGCCGACCAGGUCGUCGCCAUCCUACCCUACUUCCGCCACGGCGACUUUCGAUCCUACUUCCGAGACAUGACCAUGCCGGACAUUGGCAUCUACCUACGCUCCCUCUUCACCGCCCUGCAAGGCGUCCACGACCACAAGAUCCUCCACCGCGACAUAAAGCCCACCAACUUCCUCUACGACCCGGCCUCGCAGCACGGCGUCCUCGUCGACUUUGGGCUCGCCGAGCGCGAAGGCUCCGAGUGCAAGCCCUGCCUGUGCCACGAGCCGCGCGAGGUCCGCAAGCAGCGCCAGGCGAACUCGGUCUGGGCCCAGUCGACGGCCCUCGCUCAGCCGGGCUACCCCAAGAACGACACCCGCCCGUCGCGCCGAGCCAACCGCGCCGGCACGAGGGGCUUCCGCGCCCCCGAAGUGCUCUUCAAGUGCACCGAGCAGACGACGGCCAUCGACAUAUGGUCCGUCGGCGUCAUCCUCCUCACCAUCCUCUCCAAGCGCUUCCCCUUCUUCAACUCGGCCGACGACGUCGAGGCCAUGAUCGAGAUUGCCACCAUCUUCGGCUCGAAGCGCAUGAAGGCCGCCGGCCUGCUGCACGGCUGCGUCUUCGAGACCACCAUCCCCACCAUCGGCACCCAGGGCUUCACCAUGGAGAAGAUCAUCCUCUGGAGCACCUGUCGCGGCGAGGACAAGCCCCUCGCGCCCGACGAGAAGCUGGCCGUGCGUUUCCUCGAGCGGUGCAUGGAGCUCGACCCCUCGCGGAGGAUCACGGCCGAGGAGGCUCUGCAGCACGACUUUCUCGCCCUUCCUCGACAGGGGAGCCAAGAGCACGGGCCCGACGACGACGAGGACGAGGUGGACAUGCUGCAGGCGUAG
Messenger RNA from Drechmeria coniospora, 1494 nucleotides. Its product is annotated as serine/threonine protein kinase Hsk1. Gene Ontology annotation, cellular component: nucleus. Bases 1 to 1494 code for a protein of 497 amino acids. Gene Ontology annotation, molecular function: ATP binding; protein serine/threonine kinase activity. Gene Ontology annotation, biological process: protein phosphorylation; mitotic DNA damage checkpoint signaling. The record is from RefSeq and is a predicted model, not a curated record. Lineage: Eukaryota; Fungi; Ascomycota; Sordariomycetes; Hypocreales; Ophiocordycipitaceae. The transcript has 2 exons.